Sinocyclocheilus grahami is the source of this 5552-nucleotide messenger RNA. Its product is annotated as protein Dos-like. Gene Ontology annotation, cellular component: secretory granule; plasma membrane. The record is from RefSeq and is a predicted model, not a curated record. Bases 327 to 2807 code for a protein of 826 amino acids. Gene Ontology annotation, biological process: negative regulation of voltage-gated calcium channel activity; negative regulation of calcium ion-dependent exocytosis. Gene Ontology annotation, molecular function: transmembrane transporter binding. The transcript has 8 exons. Lineage: Eukaryota; Metazoa; Chordata; Actinopteri; Cypriniformes; Cyprinidae.
GUGAGCACUGAAUAAUGGCCCACCUCAGUGUUUUUGCGCUCGUUUAUUCAGCACGAUAUAUUCGUUAACCAAAACUGCAGUGAGCCCGGACCGCCUGGGGAUGCCCGUUCCUGAGGACCCCCUGUUCCUGGGGACCCAAAUGGGGGAUCACCUCAUUUCCAUAACAUGAGGACAGGACGAGCGCUUGACAGACAGACACUUGUGAUUUCUCCUCACUGGGCGCCGGGAGAGUGGGUGUGUUUAACGGGGCACUUCAUUCAUACAAACAGAUUUAAAAGCCCGAAUCCCAGAGAAGAUCGGAGAAUCGUUUGCGAGCGUUUUGUCUCAUGGAUCACGUGAAUUAUAGGGGGACACUCUCUUUGGCUUGGACCAUGAGCAAUGAGUCUGCCAUAUGGACAAACCAGAACACAACUUACCCCACCGACGUCCCGCUGUCAUCAGGGACACAGAAUGGCUAUGUCCUCCUGCUGGUCCUCUUGUCCAUCUUUGUCGGGGGGACGCUGGUCCUGCUCUCUGUCCUUCUGAUUGUCUGUCGCCGCUGUUGUGAAGGGGACAGACGGCAUGCAUGCCGCACAGAGAUUACGAUUCGCAUCGAUGAGUCAGAUUGCCUGUCGGCAGCCAGCUCCCACGACAUGGAGACAGAGCGUUUCCUUUCUACGGGCACCACCGGCCGCCGGGUCUCCUUCAACGAAGCAGCGCUCUUCGAUCACAGCAAGAAAACACAGGAGAAAGGUCGAAGGUUUCUUGUUACUGUCAAAAUAAUAACCGCCCAUUGUGUGUCACGUGAACAGCCACCAGUGUGUUCACUGCCCCAGACUGCCCUGACCAGCCGGAGUCUCAGUCCCAGCUCUGCCCUUCCUGGCGACGCUCUCAAUUCCACUGUGGACACGACGUUCUGUGAGAGCAUCACAGUGGCCGGUCCUGAGCCAUCCAGCCCGUGUUUAAUGGAGGUCAGAGGAGGAGUCGGGAGGAUCACAGGCAUCAUGGGUAAUGGUAGAGAGGGUGCGUCGGCCUCAUCCACGGCCCUGUCCUCCUCUGGCGGGGCCCCGCCGGGCCCCAUGCUGCAGUUCUUCACCAAGCUCCGCCGACACGCCAGCCUGGAGGGAGCGAGUCCCUACUUCAAGAUCAAGAAGUGGAAGUUCGACAGCAGCCAGAGAGCUUCAAGUCUAGACAUGAGAGGUUCCCCCAAGCGGAGGCAGUUCCAACGGCAGCGUGCAGCCAGCGAGAGCAUGGACCAGGAGGAGCAUGACGCCCAUCAUAUCGACCUCAUCCAGUACAUCUCUCGCACCAAGGAUGUCACCUACUGCCCCACCCGGGCCAGUCCACGUCUUCUAUCCCCCCCUUCCACACCCCCACCCUCACUCGGCAGGUUAGAGGUGGAGGUGAUGGUGGAGCCCAGCUGCAGCAGAGCGAUGGGUCCCGGGGUGAUCGGCCUCACCUCUGAGCCCCCGGAUGAGAGUCUUGGAAUGGGCUAUCAUCAGGAGAGUUUAGAACCUCAAACUUUGUACCGUGAUAUCUGGACUCUUCGUGCCUCCCUUGAGCGGUAUGUCUCAUCCGACCAGAGCAGCAACAAUGACAAAGACUCCGUCCGUAGUGACGCAGACAGUGUGUGCUCUUUAGUGGGUAAGACCGAGAUGGGAGGGCUGCCUAGGUACCCCUCACAGGAUAUCGGGGAUGAGAUGGAGGGGGAUGCGGACUUGCCUCUAGAUGAAGGACCAGAGAAAGGUCGCAAACAGGAUAGUGUCGAUUCUGAAAGGGGAAGUGACGGGGAGCCAGGAAACCGCAAGUUGCUCCAAAUGGACAGCGGUUACGCCUCGAUAGAAGCACCUUUGCGUGCUCCCGAGGAGUUGCGACUGUUUGGUAGCAGCAGUAGCAGUAAGGAUGGCUCCGCCGUGGAGCGCAGGCACUUCUUCAGUUCCGGUCACAAAGGGACCGUUUGCGAGAGCUUCGACACGGACAUCUUCGACGAAGAACUUGAAGAGGAACCGGCAGGUGCCAGGGGCGGUGUGGACGGAGUGGAAAUGGACGAGAGCGCCAUGCUCUGGUCCCCCUACGGCCAGAUGUUCGUUCAACGCGACGCUCAACCUCAUCCCCCCAUCCUUUCCCGCCGCGACUACAGCAUCGAUGAGAAAACUGACGCACUUUUCCACGAGUUCUUGCGGCAUGACCCGCAGUUCGAUCAGCAGGAGUCUCCACUGCGCUCCAAGCAUCGUUCCCGCGUUCACCUGCGCAAGCAGUGGCAGCGCUCAAAACAGUACAGCGACCCCGGCCAGCGCUUCCAAUCCUCUUUUGACCGGUACCGCACUCCGCUCCGACGUGGCGAAACUGUCAACUAUCCUCUAGAGACUAGCUACCACAGCACACUCCCACGAAUCAUUAGUGCACCUGACGAAGAGAGCAGCGAAGGUGCAACCAGUACUCCCGAGACACUCAAGGCAGAUCAGGAUACCGCUACUGACUUGGAUCCCGACAUAAUAAGAAUACCUUCCAGCACCGAAAGCAGCGGAACCAUCAACGAAAAGGAAGUCCUUGAGGCAUCGCAGCCCCCUCUGAUGAAUGACAUUGCUGGAGAGCAAUCGGUGGGCCAGGAGAACUCUAGGCAAACGUUGCCACCGCCUGAGCCUCCUGAUGAACAUACACCCAAAUGUACAAGCUAUGGCCCACAGACAAUCACAGAAGAGCUGAGCGACAAGCUAGCGGCAACCCUCGAAGAGCGGCUGUACUCAGAUCUCCGCAGGACCAGAGAACCACCCGAGUGUAGUGCAGUGACUGUGACCUACACAUCGCCUGAUCACAGUCCAGUGUAGCAUGUGGCUCCCUUCAUCUCCUCAUACAAGAACACUUCGUGGCAACUACAGGUCCAAAGAUUUGAUCGACAUUGGCUCUGAUCUGGAACAGGUUUGCUUUGGUCAUUUAAAUGGCGUUGAAAUCAUUGUCAUUAUGUCCUAGACCAGUGGUGUAGAGAGGUUUCUUCCAUGCUCAGUGUUAAAUAAAUGGCUAUUAAGGCUCAUACCUCAUGUUGCUCAACGCACCAAGUCUUAAACAAAUGAAAUGUCAAAGUCUGUUAUUAAAGCUCUCCAUUUAGCUACUCGUUGACUUCAAAAGCCAAUAUUUUCUCUGCACUAGGUAAUCCACUGUGAAAUUGGGUGCUAUUAGAUUAAAGAUUGAUUAUAUUUGUGAUUGCAUGAAUUAUAUUGCAAUGCUGCCUAUCCAAAUGUCUGUUCAUAACCCAAAUUAAUAUUAUUUUCUUUUACUUGAUUUUAAAUGUACCAGCUAGUCCUCCAUUCAGUUUUGCUUUCUGAAGUUGUAAAAUACUCAAUAAUAUUUAUUAUUAGCAUCUGGGUUUUUGUUGUGUAGCUAAAUCUGCUUUCAGUUUUAAUCAAAUUUUAGGGAAACAAAUCCUAUAAAAUAUAAUCAUAAUUGGGAUAAACUGUAGAAAUUUCCUUGUAUGGGUAGACAUGUCUGCAUGUCUAACCUGUAUUUCAAAAACAAGAGCAUAUCUGAAACACCAUGGCAUUGGUCCCGUUCCUAAGCAAACUUAAGCCUUUCCCAAUUUAACUUCACAGUGUUUGUAAUUUAGGUUAAAUAAAAUGGGAUUAGAUGCACUAAAUCAAUAGGCAUGUUAGCUUGUUCCCCACUGACAAGUUUGCAAUCCAUUAUAAAGUGUUCUUUUCCUUUAAUAGUGUUAUUUUAUCAUUGAAGUACUGAAUGGCUAAAACUGCCUCUUUGUGAGAUACUAUAAUUUUAUGACCAUUGAAUUAUUACUAUUGUGCUUUUCAUCUUUUAAUUGUAUCAUUUGUUCUGUAUUGUUGAUCAUAUCUGUGAGAAUGAGAAAUAGACCGAACGAUUUUCGAGUAUAUAGUGCCAAAUUGUUGUCAGGUAAUACCAAGAUUAAACAACAAAAACGCUGUAAGCAACAGUUGGGGAAAUGGGGAAAGAAAAAAAAGUCCUGCAAAAUAACGACCACAGAUAUGUCUCUCUAAGGGUAUGAAUCAGGCCUGAGAUAUUUUUAUGAUUUUCAUUGUGAGAAGGGCAUGCCUUUUCUUGCAUGCAUUUCACAAAAUGAGCUCUGUGUGUUCGUUAGCAUUACUUUUAUGUGAAAAUUACCAAGACGAGAAUCCCUAGAGGUGGACAACUGCACAUGCUGCCUUUGGACAGAAGCGUAAUUUAAAAUCAUUAAAAGCAAAUCCCACUGCCCAGCAUAAGCAAUUGUUGAAUAUCGGUACAAAUGCCACCAUUCACGUUGACCUGAAUUAUUCCAAUAAAAUGGGAUUCUAGUAUUCCCAUCUGUCAGCUCACAGUAUGGGCUACGUUCUGGAUUGAUCAUUAUGGGUUUGAUCUUCUUUUAAGCAUGCAAACAAAAAGUUUGUCCUUGGCAGAUUCUCAACUGUGAUGUGUUAGAAAGUCUAUCAUUGUGAAAUGUGAGCGAAAAGGCCAUUGGCCAUAUAUAGAGGCUAUUGAUGUAAUGAAGAAAAAUGCUUGGGUAUCAUCCACAGGCUUUGUCUCACAUUGUUUUGUGGCCUUUUAGGGUGAUUGUUUGAGCUAUUGAGUAGUUCUCUAAAAAGCUUCAUGUACUAUUUAGGGUGCAUCUGAAGUGCCCUGUCCAGAAAUAAAAGGCUUUCAUUAUCUAGGUGAACAAUGACUGAUGUGCAUGGAGUAAUUAACAAUGCCAGAGAAAAGAGAGCUUUAGACUAGCUGAUAUUGUUGAUUGAUUGUUUCUGGUUAAAUUAUACACUACUGACCAUCUCAUAUGAUUAAUAUGGUGCCUUCCUGCGUGUUUAACAUUUAAUGGGAUAGUUACCCAAAAAUAAAUAAUAAAUCGUUUUUCCAAAAAAGUCCAUGCAAUGAAAGUCAAUGGGGUCCAAACAUUGUUAAUUGAAUAGGCCAAAUUACCUUACAGAGGUUUUUAAAAAACAGAAAAAAAUCUGUUAAUGCAUUGCAGAAAUAUGAAUCUGAAGUGUGGUAUGUACAUUGCAUUGUCAAACACAUGUACACCAGUAUUAGCAAUUACAAAUCCAGUCUUUGGUUUUGAUUAACCGUAAUGCGUAACAUGUCAGGGACAUUGAAAUUUGUACAAAAGAAUGUAGAAUUGUAUAUAAGCACAAUGAGGUCCCAGAGCAGGCACUAGAAUAGUCUAUGUCUUGGAUUGGACAUAAACCUAGUUGGGACCUUUGGGUGAUAUGUGCACAAUCAAAUAGCCUGUCGGUUGAUGGAUUACUGUGUAUAGAUUUGCAUGUGAUGACAAAUUAUUGUUUAGCAGAUCCAAAACGAAGCACCAAAUGACAGAUAUUUUUUGUGUGACUCUGAGAAUGAAAAGAAAUAGACUUGGUACUGAAAUAUUGUAAAAUAUUUUAAGGAGUCUGUUAUUUUAGAAGUUCUGCUUUGCUGACUUGAUGAAAUUUUUUGCCAUAUUUCCAUGGACAAAAAGGAUUAUUUCUAUUGCUGGCUAUAUUUAGAUGAAAGAAAAAAUAUAUUUAUGUGCAAAGAAAAACAAUCUGUAAAAACCUGCUUGACUAAUUACUUAGUCAAAAAAAAUUUAUUAAAAAAAACAA